AUGCUCUAUAUUCGUGCACUUUUUAUUGCUAUCACCACUGCCGUCAUCGGAUUGGUUUUUGCACAAGUGGCCGCAGUUGGCACCAAGUUGCCUGUUUUCUUCUUCCAUGGUGCCACGGGUAACGCAACCAAUGGUGCUGUGAUCGGGGCAAAAUUGACUGCCGAUGGACGCACGUACAUCGCACUCGAUUUCUGCUCGAACGCAUGUUCUAUCCACACGGCCCUCUCCAAGCAGGUGCAAAUGGCUAUGAAGCAGCUGCGCGGCAUUGUCACCAAGGAUGCUGCCACCUAUGCUGACGGCUAUCACUUCUUAGCACAUUCACAGGGCAGUUCCAUUGCUCGUGGUGUGAUUGAAGAGAUGGACGAUCACAACGUGCAUUCGUUCAUCAGCUUGGCUGGUGAUGGCAACGGUAACUUUUUCGGUCCUCAGGCGUCUGAUGCCAUUCCUCUCCAGGUUAUGCUACAGGCUCUGGGCCCUUUUGCUAUCGACAAGGCUGACUUCGACUUCUCCAAGUAUGAGGAUGAUCUUGUCUCGUGGAAUGGAAAGUUUCAGCGCGACUUGGUUGAGUUAGUGACGACGAAUACGAAACUGCAAGGCAAGAGCUCUAUCGCUAAUAUUAUAAAUCCUCCUCUGGAUGAUUAUGCUCUUACGAACUGGCUGAGCAUUAAUCCGUUCCUUCCAAAGGUGAACAAUCUCCAGGACUGCGGUGCGGACUCCACCUGCAAAGCUGCCCAGAAGCGUCGCAAGGCUAACUUUGUCAAACUCAAAGCCGCUCACUUCCUCGCCUCGCCUCAAGACGACAUCCAGUCCCCGUGGCAAAGCUGUCUGUUGGGCAAGUACUCAACUGUUGCUACAGUUGAUGAAGUUGCGACUAAGUUUGCUGACUUAACCAUUGUCGCCAUGAAGGACACUGUGGAGUACACUCAAGAUCUGUACGGUCUGAAGACCCUAGACACUGCCGGUGGCCUCCACAUUCACGAGGUAGCUGACGUCUCGCACGACUGCUGGCUAUUCGACUACAACUCAGUGGCCUCGGGCGUUGAAUGCAAACACGCCCCUGUGUUUGAUACUAACGUCUAUCCUCUCCUCAUAUGA
This is a messenger RNA of Peronospora belbahrii, 1095 nucleotides long. Lineage: Eukaryota; Oomycota; Peronosporomycetes; Peronosporales; Peronosporaceae. The record is from the annotation of a GenBank genome assembly.